Heterotrigona itama is the source of this 1332-nucleotide messenger RNA. Lineage: Eukaryota; Metazoa; Arthropoda; Insecta; Hymenoptera; Apidae. The record is from the annotation of a GenBank genome assembly.
AUGACUGCAUUAAGUGGUUUCAUGGAAUUUUUUCAAAAAGGGAAGGUGAAUGUAAAUUUCUAUUUAUAUUAUAUUCUUUUAAAAUGUAAUAUAAAUUCUAACCUAGUAUUACCGAUCAGUUUUGUAUUAAAAUGCAUUCUAUUUAAAAUACGUAAAAUUAUUUACUGUUCCUUCAAUUAAAUGCCCAUAUCGCUUUAAUUUACUAUAUAAAUAUUUAAAAAAGAUUGUUUAACAUAUUUUAAAUUAUUUAAUGUUCCAGACAUUCAGGCCGAAAAAAAAAUUUGCUCAUGGAACAUUACGAUAUUCUUUGCAUAAACAAGCACAAGCUUCCUUGAAUUCAGGAAUUAAUUUAAGAUCUGUCGUAAAAUUACCCCCUGGAGAAGAUUUGAACGAUUGGAUUGCAGUUCAUGUGGUAGAUUUUUUUAAUAGAAUAAAUCUGAUAUAUGGUACUGUUUCUGAAUAUUGUGAUUCUGCAUCUUGUCCAACAAUGAGUGGUGGAGCUCGCUUCGAAUACUUAUGGGCAGAUGGAGAAAAAUAUAAAAAACCUACUGCACUGCCAGCACCACAAUAUGUUAGUCUUCUUAUGGAUUGGAUUGAAGCACAAAUUAAUAAUGAAACCAUUUUCCCUGUAUCAACAGAUGUACCAUUUCCAAAAACGUUUGUACCACUGUGUAGAAAAAUUUUGACACGUUUGUUUAGAGUUUUUGUUCAUGUUUAUAUACAUCAUUUUGAUCGUAUUGUAGCAAUUGGAGCAGAAGCACAUGUAAAUACAUGUUACAAACAUUUUUACUAUUUUGUAACAGAAUUUGAAUUAAUAAAUACAAAAGAAUUGGAACCACUGGCUGAAAUGACUUCCAAAGUUUGCAAAGAUACUGCAUCACCAACACAAACAACAGCACCAUCAAGUAAUGCUAGAUAGUCGCGAGCUUAAUACAUAAAGUCAUAACCAAAUUAAAAUAAAAUAGACUUGUUUUGAUGUAAGUAAAACAGCUAAUAAUUUUUAACUUUUAUUCUCUUUGAAGAAAUAUUACAAAAUUUUUAUUAUUAAUAUAUUGCAGGAUAUUAUUUUUAUUGCAAUUUCAAAAAUCAAAAAGUUUCACUAAAUGCUUUAAUGUGUAUAGUGCUUAUAUCCUUUUAGUAAAGUAUUAAAAAUACUUGCUAAAUAUAUCUCUUCCUAAUUAGCCAUAUUAAUGUAUAACGAAUUAUAUAAUUAGAUUUUGAAUUCACAUUUUAUGGAUAAAUAGUCACAGCAAUAAUGUUUUCAUACUUAUAUGUUUUAAAUGUUAAAAUUAGUUUAUAUAUUUUUAAAUGUACAGAUUAACAUUCAAAUAA